ACUGAACUGACUGUGUCUCCUCUUGUUUCCGACUCAACAGUCCCCUCGUUCUGGGGUUUGGUGAACUCCGCUUGGAACCUCUGCUCGGUGGGCAAGAGGCAGUCGCCCAUCAACAUCGAGACCACCCACAUGAUCUUCGACCCCUUCCUCACCCCCCUGCACAUUAACACGGCCGGUCGCAAGGUCAGUGGCACCAUGUACAACACGGGUCGGCACGUAUCUCUGCGGCUGGACAAGGAGCCACUGGUCAACAUGUCGGGAGGUCCCCUCACCUACAGCUACCGGCUCGAGGAAGUGCGGCUACACUUCGGCAGCGAAGACAGCCAGGGCUCCGAGCAUCUGCUCAACGGACAAGCGUUCUCUGGAGAGGUGAUGCACCGCGCCACGGGGAAUAGACAACAACAUCCACUCUACUGUGUACACGCGUGUGCGUGUUCUAUGUUGCAGGUGUCAGACACGGCCAACCCCUUCCUCAACAGAAUGCUGAACAGAGACACCAUCACACGGAUCACCUACAAAAAUGAUGCGUACUUGCUGCAGGGGCUAAACAUCGAGGGGCUUUACCCAGAGACCCCCAGCUUCAUCACCUACGAGGGGUCAAUGACCGUGCCCCCCUGUCAUGAAACGGUCACCUGGGUCAUCAUGAACAAACCCAUCUACAUCACACGGAUGCAGGUCCACUCUCUGCGGCUGUUGAGCCAGAACCACCCGUCGCAGAUAUUCCUGAGCAUGAGCGACAACCUGCGUCCGGCCCAGCCCCUGCACAACCGCUGCAUCCGCACCAACAUCAACUUCAGUCUCCAGGGCAAGGACUGCCCCAACAACCGGGCCCAGAAGCUGCAGUACAGAG
This is a messenger RNA of Leucoraja erinaceus (little skate), 850 nucleotides long. Its product is annotated as carbonic anhydrase-related protein 10-like. The record is from RefSeq and is a predicted model, not a curated record. Gene Ontology annotation, molecular function: carbonate dehydratase activity; zinc ion binding. Lineage: Eukaryota; Metazoa; Chordata; Chondrichthyes; Rajiformes; Rajidae.